GCCAAAGUUAAAAGACGCGAUAGCUUAAAUAAAUUAUGUAAAAAAUUCUCUGCCAUUAUAAAUCACGGACUAAUCCAACCUCAGUUAAUCCAAAAGAUCACGAUCUAUCGAUAAGAUAAGAAAUAAAUGUGUUAAAUAUUCGCUUUCUAUUGUUACUUUAUUUUUUUUAUCUACCAACUAUCCCGAUAAUGACCCGCCAUCACGUACGAAUCUUUAUACUACAGUUGCACAAACUCACGUUCAAUCAAUACAUUUAUCUGAAUCUGCAUUUUUCGUUGUAAGAUCAACAAAUGCCAUGCAUUAUAUAUUGUUAAUUAGAGACGUUAAAUUCAUUACAUGUUGAUAAGUCAUCCUGGUGAUAUCUAAGAGCGAGAACAUAUUUUUAAGGUUGAUUUAGACUUAAGUACCGGUACCAUUUCUAAAAAAUGGGUAAUCUAGGCAAAUGGGUAUUGGUAUUCGUUAGCCUGAGCUUAGCCGUGUCCACCGAUGGCUGGAGGAAACUAAAACGGAGUCAGGACCAGAGCAUUAGAGCAACUGAAGAACAAUAUGAUGAGGAUACCGGCGAACUAGAGCCGUGUCAGUGCGGCGUGUUCAUGUCUCUGCAGGUAGGUGUGCGGGAGGGGCGACGAGGGCGACCGCGGGGCCCCCCGACCGGGGAGCCGGUGGUGACAUACGACACCGACGCACCCAGUCUGCCUUGCAGCAGUGGCCACAAGCACUGCAUCAGCAAGUGUCUUGAUGUGAUAUUAAAAUAUUUACCGAAAGCCGGUCCUGUGAUAUGCGGUGCGGUAGAAAGAGAUGUUCACAGAGAGAAGGCUUUCCUUUUCAUCAAGAAUUGCGGCGAUGAAUGGACUCCAACUCAUUUCUCUGCUGGCAAAGAGUUCUGCUGCAAAGAUGGACAGCAUAUUAAAUGCUAAGAUGACACGUUUUAGUGAUAAAAAAGUGAACUAGAAGUUAAAGGGA
Messenger RNA from Papilio machaon (common yellow swallowtail), 963 nucleotides. It is a transcript of the gene Fcp3C, whose product is annotated as follicle cell protein 3C-1. The transcript is spliced from 4 exons. Bases 426 to 917 code for a protein of 163 amino acids. NCBI's taxonomy places the organism in Eukaryota, Metazoa, Arthropoda, Insecta, Lepidoptera, Papilionidae. The record is from RefSeq and is a predicted model, not a curated record.